AUGUUGUUCGAGUCUAUGAUCACGGUGUUCGCGUUCGCUCUCUGCGCUUCUGCUAGAGCUGUCCCGAACCCCGUCGAGGUUUUCAAGCGUGCGCAUACACCCGGUGUCGUCAUUAACAAGUGCUCCAAGCCUGGUGUCCUUGCAUUGGCCUAUGAUGAUGGUCCAUAUCAGUACACCUCGUCGCUAGUAGAUACUCUGGAUAAAGCAGGCGUAAAAGGAACCUUCUUCUUUACUGGCACUUUAUACGGCUGCAUCUACAAUCAGAAGGCCGCUGUUAAGAAGGCCUAUGAUUCUGGACACCAAGUUGCAUCUCACACGUGGACACACCCCCACAUGGGAAGCAUGGGUGCUGCCCAAAUAAAGAGCGAGAUGGAGAAGGUUGAGCAAUCAUUUGUCAACAUCUUCGGCAGAAAGCCGCAGUACAUGCGUCCUCCAUACCUCGAGACCGGAGGCCAAUUCUUGAGCGUCAUGAAGGAGAUGAACUACACUGUUAUCACCGACGAUGUAGACGCCGGUGACUGGAACAAUCAAUCUCCGCAGCAGAGCCAGCAGAAGUUCCAACAAGCCGGUGCUGGCGGGAACGGACACAUCCCGCUCAUGCACGAGACGUACCAGGGCACAGUUACUACUCUGACGAACUGGCUGAUCGACUGGGCCAAGACUAAUAACCUAAAGAUCGUUACAGUUGCCGAAUGCCUCGACGAUGCCAACGGUGCUUACAAGGAGGGAACAUUCCCAAGCAACGGACAAACGUCCUGCUAA
Messenger RNA from Daldinia childiae, 762 nucleotides. Its product is annotated as Peptidoglycan-N-acetylglucosamine deacetylase. Bases 1 to 762 code for a protein of 253 amino acids. NCBI's taxonomy places the organism in Eukaryota, Fungi, Ascomycota, Sordariomycetes, Xylariales, Hypoxylaceae. The transcript has 4 exons. Gene Ontology annotation, biological process: carbohydrate metabolic process. The record is from RefSeq and is a predicted model, not a curated record. Gene Ontology annotation, molecular function: hydrolase activity, acting on carbon-nitrogen (but not peptide) bonds.